Molecule: messenger RNA, 1261 nt
Organism: Ceratosolen solmsi marchali
Lineage: Eukaryota; Metazoa; Arthropoda; Insecta; Hymenoptera; Agaonidae
Product: nucleoporin Nup43
Exons: 6
Coding region: 181-1218 (345 amino acids)
Cellular component (GO): nuclear pore outer ring
Molecular function (GO): protein binding
Source: RefSeq, a predicted model, not a curated record
CUGUUGCCUACAGUCGGGCGUUCAGCAACUCUGCCACGAGCUCUCGAAGCCCCAAUGCUACUUCGAUUAUUCGAGGGCAAUUCAAAACUUUAAAUGAAAUUAACACGCGCGCUUUUGUUUAGAAAGUGAAUUUAAUAAUUAAGACAAGUACUUGUAGCUCGAGUGGAUAAAGUCGUCGGGAUGACUGAGAACGUGCAAGGAACCUUUGUGUCAGAAAAAAUAUCGAAAAUUAGAUGGAGGCAUGAGCAAUUUUCAGAUGCCAAACAUUUUGUAACCGGCAGUUGGGACGAUGCGGUCAAUAAAAUAAGCUACUGGACAUUUCAAAAAAAUGAUGAAGACGAACUGUAUCCUGUCAAUAUUUCUGCUUAUCCAGUAAUUGGCGAUGUUACAGAAAUGAAGUUUAUUAGUUACGAUCAUUUUGUUGCCUCGUCGUCGCUUGGAACUGUUAAAGUAUUAAAACUUCAAGAUAAUCCAUACCCUGAUAUAAAAGAGGAAAGCACGUGGGAUCUAAUACACCGAUUUAAUCAAAAAGAGCCCGCAUCCUGUACCGCGUUAUCAACUUUCGAACAGGAUAUCGUCACCGUUGGAGAAGAUGGUAGAAUAAAUUUACUUACAGCCCAACAAAACAAUCCAGUUCGAACGAUCGACGAAGCGGAUAGUUGCUCGUUGCAUUGCGUUGACUUUUUGCGACACAGCGAAAUUCUCACUGGAAAUAUCCGAGGGCAUAUGAAAGUAUGGGAUUUACGUAGUGAACAGGAUACACCCGCAACGACCAUUAUGCUUUCGGAACAAUCAAAAACAGAAGCUACGAGCAUUGCACAUCACCCAACGCAGAAACAUAUAGUUGUAGCUGGUGGUGGAGAUGGGAGUCUGACGGUUUGGGAUUUGCGCUAUAAUACAUAUCCAAUUAGUCAAUUAAGCGCGCACUGUAAAAGCGUGAGUGAAAUUUUAUUUCACAACGACCAACCAGAAAAUCUAUUUACCUGCUCUAUCAGUGGAGAGCUUUGGCAUUGGAAUAAUACUCAACACUCUAAAUUAAAUUUAGAUACUACAGACUCCCAUUGGUUAAAUAACAUUGGAAAUAAAGGGAAGUUACACGUGAAUUCUCUAUGUACUCCAAUGCACAAGCCAAUAAAUAGUAUCGACAUCAACAAAAAUACAGUACUAUUUGGAUGUGAUAACGAAGCAAUAUACAUUAUUCGAAAUAUUAAUAUUUAGUUAAAUACUUUUAAGUAAUAAAAUAUAUUGUGUAUAAUUGCAG